Messenger RNA from Gordionus sp. m RMFG-2023, 2418 nucleotides. Its product is annotated as endothelin-converting enzyme homolog. Gene Ontology annotation, molecular function: metalloendopeptidase activity. The record is from RefSeq and is a predicted model, not a curated record. Gene Ontology annotation, cellular component: plasma membrane. NCBI's taxonomy places the organism in Eukaryota, Metazoa, Nematomorpha, Gordioida, Chordodea, Parachordodidae. The transcript is spliced from 15 exons. The coding region runs from base 1 to 2418 and encodes 805 amino acids. Gene Ontology annotation, biological process: protein processing.
AUGACGGAGUUGAGGGGCAGUAGUCUGGAAAAAUAUGAAUAUCUGUGGAAAAAUAUCUCAAGUUUGAUAAAUCCUAGUAAAACAUUCCAGAAUCAAGAUCCAGCCGACAAUCCUCACAUAGAUGUUUUUUAUGAUUCAAAAUCUUUCUCGGACGACCAAGAUAAAUUAAACAUUAAAAUUAAAAACGUCACGAUUGCCAAAUCGAAUCUAACUUCUAAUCACACCCUUAUAUAUUUAAUCAAAAAAACGUUAUCCCUCGAUAAUCAAACCAAAAAUUUAUAUUUCGCUAAUGAGAACACUGCCGCUGUGGUGGUCCCUAAUAAUAAAACUAUAAUAACAGAUAAAACUAUCUCAAGCUUGGGCAAAAUGAUAUAUAAAGGAAAGGCAAGAAAUAAAAGAGAUUGUGGACCUUAUGUGUGUCCGAAUAAUAUGACAAGUAUAUGUCUAUCACCGUUUUGCGUUUCUUUAGCUUCUCGAAUCUUACAAAAUAUUGAUAUAACCGUUGAUCCAUGUCACGAUUUUUACGACUAUGCUUGUGGUGGCUGGAGAAUCAAGAAUGAAGCCAAAAUUAUCUAUGGGAAAAAUAGUUGGGAUCAGUUCAAGGAGAUAAAUCGCAAAAACAAAUUGUUCUUUAAAAAUAUUUUAGAAGCACCUAAUAUUACUAAUAGCUCGGCAAUUAAACAAGCUCAAAUAUACUAUCAAUCUUGUCUCAACGAAAACAAAAUAAAUUCGUUGAAUGCUCAACCGUUGAAAAAAUUGGUCGAAAUUUACGGAGGUUGGCAAAAUUUGGAUAUAAAAUCUAAAAAUGGGACAAAAUUAAAAAGCUCCAAAAAUGAUUCCCUUGUAGCUUCUGAAUGUAAAGAUAAAAUGUUGAGAAAUUUGAUGAAUUUAUCAAUCGACCUGGGCUCAUCCGUAUUCUUCGUCUUUAACGUAGCCAAAGAUGAUAAAAAUUCUUCCCUCAAUGUUCUUAGCUUAAGCGAGGGUACUCUGAUUCUGGGAAAUCGAGAAUUUUACCUCAAAAAUCUCAGCUUAAAGGAUGAAGUAUUUUUCCGCCGUAAUCCUAUUCUGCUCAUAUAUUACCAAUGUGCUGUUUUGUUACUCAAAUCAAUAUUUCCUCACUCAAAGAGCAACAUUGAUAAAAUAAUGAAGGAAGUCCUAGAACUAGAAGUUUUCCUUGCAUUGAUUAAUUGGACAAGUUACGUAAAUAGCCUUAUGUCUAAAAACAACAUAACGAUAGCCCCCAAUCAAACAAUUAUUGUAUCCUCACCUUCUUAUUUUAAAAGGCUGACUCUAUUUUUCAAUGAAUAUAUUGUGGAUGAACAUAAUUGCAAAAUCACUCAAAAUUACAUUAUUUGGUAUUUGACAACUCAAAUGAUCGGAUAUAUUUCUCAAAAAUACAUAAAUUUUGUUAAACCCAUUUUCAUCGCGUUACUGGGGAUGGAAAAUGAAUCUCCAAGGUGGGAGCUAUGCGUCGAUGAAACCAACAAAAUUUUUGGAACUCCCUUGAGUACUUUGUUUAUUAAGAGAGAAUUCAAAAACCAUAGCAAAGAAAAGGCUGAAUCUUUGAUUAUCAAAAUUAAGAGUGCCUUCAAGAAAAAUUUAGAAAGCGUGGAUUGGAUGGAUUCUGAAACGAAAAAUUUAGCCGCUUUAAAAGAAAAAGACGAGCUAGGACGCAACCUUUAUUUAAUUAUUAUACGCUACAUUAAUGAUGCAAAAUCGCUCCAUUUGAGACGAUUUUUAAAUACGACUAACUCAGUAUUUUAUCCAGAAAAAUAUUACGCUAGCCUGAUGAUUUUGCCCAUAGAUGGCACAAAUGUUUGGACAUCUAUUAUCUUUCCGGCAGGAAUAUUGCAAUCCCCUCUGUACGAUAAAGAUUUUCCCAGAUCACUAAAUUUUGGAUCCAUCGGCUUUGUAAUAGGACAUGAGAUUAUCCACGCUUUUGAUAACACAGGAAGACAAUUCGAUGUUGAUGGUCAUUUAAAACAAUGGUGGAAAAACGAUUCUAUACAAAAUUUUAAAAAGAAAAUACCCUGUUUCCAGGAUCAAUAUUCUUCCAUUGCCAUCUUAGGAUCAAAUAUAAAUGGAAAUAGAACACUUGAUGAAAAUUUAGCAGACAACGGUGGCCUAAAAUUAGCAUAUAUGGCUUAUAAAUCGUCAAAUCCUAAAAACUUUUCGGAUGCCUUUAAAUUGCCGGGAGUUAAUUUAACAUCCGAUCAGUUAUUUUUCAUAUCGUUUGCCCAGACAUUUUGUGCGACUCAAACCAAAAAGUACAAUGAUUUCUUGAUAUUGACCGAUGAGCAUAGUCGCCCUAAAGCUAGAAUAAUAGGAACAGUGUCUAAUUUCGUGGAAUUUUCUAAAGCAUUUCAGUGUCCCGCUGAUUCGCCAAUGAACCCUAAAAUAAAAUGUACACUGUGGUGA